Microcebus murinus (gray mouse lemur) is the source of this 2144-nucleotide messenger RNA. RefSeq names its product prokineticin 2 (gene PROK2). Lineage: Eukaryota; Metazoa; Chordata; Mammalia; Primates; Cheirogaleidae. The record is from RefSeq and is a predicted model, not a curated record. Gene Ontology annotation, biological process: endothelial cell proliferation.
AUGUGGCCGCAGCUCGGGCACGGGGCGGGCGUCCCCCAAACAUCUGCGGAGCAAAUGAUCUGGAAGUUUUCCGCGCUGAGCACGCGGAGCCCUGGAGAGCGGGGCAGCGCGGCGAGCACAAAGGCGGCGCGGGCGCGGCGCGUGCGGCCGGGGAUGGCGCGCGCGGCGCCGCCCGCGUGGCGCCGGGCGGGCGGCGCGUGCCCGCUGCUGCUGCUGCUGCUGCUGCCCGCGCUGCUGCUGCCGCCCCGCGCCGGCCACGCCGCGGUCAUCACCGGGGCCUGCGACAAGGACCCCCAAUGUGGCAGAGGCAUGUGCUGUGCUGUUAGCAUCUGGGUUAAGAGCAUAAGGAUUUGCACACCCAUGGGCAAACUGGGAGACACCUGCCAUCCCCUGACUCGUAAAAACCAUUUUGGAAAGGGAAGGCAGGAAAGAAGAAAGAGGAAGACAAGGAAAAGGAAAAAGGAGGAGGUUCCAUUUUUUGGGCGGAGAAUGCAUCACACUUGUCCAUGUCUGCCAGGCUUGGCCUGUUUACGGACUUCAUUUAACCGAUUCAUUUGUUUAGCCCGAAAGUAAUCACUUUAGGGUAGAAACUUCAAUGUGAAUAGCCACACGAUGUCUGUUAAAGUCUUACUUGUGAUUGUGCCAAACAAAAAACCAUGCCAGAGAGAAAUGCUCUUGCUUCCUCAACUUUCUAAGUAACAUUUUUACCUUUGAUUUUUAAAUGACGGGUUUUUGUUUUCGUUUUGUUUUAUUUUUUUACUGCAAGGGAAUUUUGGAUAGAAAUAUAAAGUGUAAGCCAUUAUGGAACUGGUUCUCAUUUCCCUGUUUCUGUCUUGGUUUGGUUUGGCUUUUUUUUAAUGUCAAUAACUUUCCCAUUUUGACAAAAAUGAGGAAUGUAAGAAUUUGGGAUUUUGUUACAGAAAGAUUUUUUUUUCUCACCUCCCCUUCUGUGCCCCACCACGGGUACACACACACCCUUUGGUGUCUUCCUCCUACUCCUCGAAGGAUAUUAAGGCCCUCAUUUUUUUCUUCUCCCUUUCCCUUCUCUCUUCUCUAGAAUGUUACAGUGGAGGGUCUGUGUUUUUCACUGGCAGAAUGACUGCCGAGAUGCAAGCUUUUAGCCCGAUGCAGUGGUAAGAGUGUUGAACUACACUCGCCACUCGCCUCUCCUGGGGUGGAUGCUUCUAGAACGUCUCUAAACUCCUCUGUCCAGUGGACCUCAGCCCUGCUCUUUGGUAUGAGAACACAAGGAGUGGAAAGCCAAACUAACUUAGCCCAGAUUUCUAGAUUUGGGGUUUUUUUCUUAUCCUACACAUAAAAGACUUCUUUUCCAAUACAAAUACUACAUUUAUUCCUUUUUCUUUUUAUAAAGUUGGGGUUUUUUUUAAAAAAAAAACAACAACAAUACCCCUAGUUAGAGAUGUUCUAGGAAGCGUCGCUCAAAGAGGAAGUCUUGGUUUUACUCUGGCAUACCACUAGUUACCAUUUUUAAACUGGUAUUAAAUUGUAAUUUAAACUCUAUUUGUAACCGAAAGGUGGAUUUUAAUGGAUUGUCUGACAUCCUGCCGUUUGUACCUGUAUCAACAUUGCUGUGUAAAAAAUUCUGUAUCAGAAUAAUGACAGUACUGUACAUCAUUUGAUUUUAUUUUAAUAUUAUAUCCUUAUUUUUUGUCACGAUCGUCGUUGUCAGUUUUUAUUACAAGCAGCUCUCCAUACAGGCCGCACCCUAUCGUGGGUAAAGACUCCAGGGUUGGUGAAACAGCUCUAACCGACGUUUCAUUUUGCAUACAGGAAAGUUCUGUUUUGUAUGGAUUUUUAAGGUUGUACAAACAAUAAACAGUGCGAGGUGCUGGAGCACGAAAGAAAAUGACACGGCACCCCAAAACUGGUUGUCACGAGGGAUGGACUUGUGGGAACUCACUGCAUUGGUUCCGCAGAGGGUGAAGGAUUAUGUCUCGUGGGUGGCCAGGCAGGCUGCUGGCCUGUCCGGUCCCAGCCAUGCAGUGACGCCAAUGUGGGCUGGCCUUGGAAAACCCACCAAGUAUUGUAACUGGGUUCAACAUCACAAAUAAACAACUCGUGAAAUGCGUUUAACUGACUCAACUUACCCAUGCCAACCUACCAACCAUUAAAAAAAAAAAAAA